CAAGAGGUACCCCGCGACAGAAAGUCGCGAACUUUACGACUUUUCGGUAAACUUUGACUUCCGCGAGGGAAAAAAAUUUCCUAAGUUUUAAAAAUGUGAUUCCAACUAUUUCGAAACUUGCUAGUGCUACAAAGAUUUCCGAGGACAGUGUUUGUUUGUGUCGUUAAAAUGUUUUAUGCUUUUUGAAACAUUUUUGCUGUCAAGAUCUGUCGUUCCAUCGUGGUCUCUUCAAGCUGCUGUGAAUAGUCCUCUUGAAAAUGUGGAAAAUAUCUCGCGGCUUCAAAGAAUUUUCAGAUCGCAUUGACCGUUUAAUAGCCCUUCAGUCAGAAUGCCUUCACUUCAAUAAGUCGAAAAAACAAUGCAAGGCAGUCACCGGGCAAAUCCAAGAUUUUGAUCCUGACAAACUCAAGAAACAACACAAGUGUUGUCUGGCAAAGUACUUUGAGUCUCAUGUCCCAAAACAGUUUUGUUCUACCCUCAGCAGUCAUUUCCGUAAAAAUCGGCAAGAAAAGGCUGACAAUUCAUGGGAGGACCUACACCUAAAGCAUCCACAUGCAUGGCUGGGUGCAGUUGGAUGGAGUGGUGCGCUAGUGUUGGGUUGGUAUGCCUGGCAGCCUUUCUUAAGAUGGGGCUGUCAUUACGACUCUGAAACGCAACGCCAGCAGCAUGAGGAUAGAUACGUUACCUUGUUCAAGCUCAUCCGCAAUGUCGCAUUUGCUCAACCCAUUUCUGUCCGGAGUAUCCUUCCUGCUCUACCUCAGACUGAUUCGUCAGUCAAUCUAGUUGAAUAUGGUCCCAUAUCAGCCGAACAGGCCUUGGAAGAUGCAGCGGAGGCACUGGUGAAAGUACGCGCAGAUAUCAUGGCCGAAGUCGAACACCAGCACGGGAUGGAGUGCAUAGAACAAAAACACUAUCGUCGAGCUGUCAAACACUUCCAAGAGGCCUCAAAAUUUAACUAUGCUCCUGCUGCCUACAAUUUAGCAUUAUGCUACGAGCGUGGCUUAGGCACAAGUCAAGACUUCAAAAUGGCUGCUCACUGGUACCAACAAGCUUCCGACUGGGGUCACGCUGGAGCUAUGUACAACCUUGGAGUCUUCCAUGCCCACGGCUGGGGCGGAGUCAAAGCUGACCCGGAAGUCGCUCGCCGAUUCCUAGCAUCUGCAGCAGCUCUUGGCCAGCCAGACGCCAUAUCGGCACUGAAAUUAGAAUCAGAGGAGUGUCCUAUCAACCUGAAAUUGUCGCCCAACCCAAGUCCCUCAGCCGAAAAAAUUCGCAAGAUCAGCAAUACAAUUCAAUCAUUUGCGUUUUCUCCACAUGUCUCCAAGUCAAGCAGCCUCCACGAUGCAGCCAAAAAGCUCAGCUUCUCCUCAACAAGUGAGUUUGGAUCGGACGCAAGCCAUAGCUCCAACGGAAAGGACUCAGGAAGUGGAAGCAUCCCGGUUACUCCGCUUUGGACGGACUCAGGUUGCUCAAGUGCAGAGCAGGAACCAUCAGUGACGGAAUACUAUGCUGGGAUGUGCUAUGAGAAUGGCUGGGGUGUUGAUGAGAAUCUUCCAAUGGCUGCUGAGUUUUACUCAAAGGCAGCACUCAGCGGUAAUGCAGAGGCUCUGUACAAUUUGGCUGUGUACUAUGAAGGUUCUACAGGAGACUCUCAAGAUCUACAGCUCACGAUGCAAUUGUACCGAAUGGCAGCCGAUCACGGAAGCGUUGCUGCUGGUGAACGUUUAAAGACUUUGGAGACCUACGAAUCUCUAGGAAUUUUGAAUGAAGUCAUGAAGGACAGCAGUCAGCAAUCAAAACUUACAAAGAAGCCACUCAUUCCUUUCUGAACAGGAUACUGUGCAAACAACAGAUUUCAACUUUAUUAAUUUGCUUCCAAGAAGACGCUAACUAAACAGAACAUCAAUUUUUUUCAGGUUAUAUCUCCCUCACUGAGUGUAACUCAUUGUUACCUUUUUGUACCAGUGGAAUAAUGUUAAGUGUUUUGUUUUUUUCAUAAGUUUUGUUGUUUUCUUUUUUUUUACAAUCGAGUACUUUAUAGUUUAAGCCUUAAUUUCGGACAAUUACUUUUUGUUUGGAUUUCUUCUCUUGAUCUGUUAAAAUCAGGCUCAUAUGUCUGAACGGUUUCCAUCAGCAUUUUGGUCAUGGUUCCAGAUAGAUAUUCUAAUUCCGUCUUGAGAAUCAUCAAGAAAAAGAAGAUUUUUGCAUUACAAUAAUAUCUUUUGUAUUGCAGACCUCAGCAAAAACUGCACAUGUAGAGCAAAAGAGUUUAAUUUGUAAAAAAUCUCAUUCACGAUUGAAAAAAGACUGAACUAUUUUUUUACUUUAACUAGGAGGAAGUCUUUUAAUUGAACAAAACAAUCGUCUCUGCUGAAGUAAAAAGAAUUAAUAAAUAGAUUUUUUUGUUUAACUCUCCAAAAAUUAUUUUUCUAGGAAGCUCAACUGUUAGGAUAAACUCAUAGGUCAUUAAGAUGUUGACAUAUUGUCAUAGCGUUUCAUUCAAUCAACUUGUAUUUGUCAAAGAUUGAGAUUUAAGCCACCAAGAAAGUUUUUUUGGUUUUUAUAAAUGAACAAAAACAGAUGAGAUUUAUUUCAAACUCGUAGCAUCUAUCUCGAUCUAUGAAAAGAUUGGAAAUAAAAUAAAAAUGCAAGAAAAUCUGUCUAUGAGGACAAGUUAUAAUAUUUCAAUCUGUAGUUGGUUUGGAUCAGCGAAUACACGCAUUUGAUUCUGCGAAAUCAUAAAUUUAUCUGACCAGUCAGAAAAUUGUAUCCAAAUUGUGCGUCCUAAGUCUAUCUUUAUCUGGAACAGCAUGUGUUGUCAAGGAGACUAAAUACUGCCCACAAACUUCUCCGUUUUGUCAUUGAUCCUAUCGAAUGAUUAAUCAAUGAUUUGAACAAGUGUCACAUUUUUUGCUGGCUUCUGGUUUUUUCUUAUUUGACACGCUUUUAUGUGAAAUUGAUGUUACAUGAAUGGAGUUGGAUUGAUUGUCGCCUGCCAUGAGCAGGUUUAUCAUUGAUCUCAAAUUAUGAAUCACGUAUAAUUCAAGGAACGUCAACGGGUUGGUGAUUCAGGGACUUGGAUUGUUAGGGUCCCAUCUUGCAAUUGUAUUUAUUGAUUAACUUUGCUUUAAAAGCUAUAAAUUAAUUUUCUAUAAUAGACCACUAGACACGGUGAUAAGUAAAUUUCUAUAACACAUUUUUCUCCUACGACCCUAAAAAAUUUACUAGAAUGAAAAAAUUAACAUAUUCGAAUGAUCUCUGAAAUAUGCCCAGUUGAAUGCCCAGUUUGACCCGAGCACACUUAGGUUCUUUAGUCUAAAGUUUAAAUUGACAGACAUUAGAAAUGCAAAUUCCACCCUUAAUAGUUGAAUGUGGAAAAAUCCUCAUUACAUUCAACAUGCAGUAAUACCCUGUUUAUGCAGCAUAGUUAAAAUUGAGUUUUGGUCCAACUUAUGUUUGACAUUAUGACUAAAACUGGUUUUUGAGACAAAAAUUAAGUAUGCAUUGGUUUUUUUCCCCAAUUAAAUGACUAUAAUUUACAAUUAUGAUAGAGCAUUAACCAAGUUUGCUCUCUAGGUACAACUAGAGCCCAAAAUGGCAUUUUCCAGUUUUUUUGUUGGUUUUGAUCAUGUAACGCCACCUUUGCCACAAAUCCUCAAAUAAUUGGGGUAUUACUGUACCUCAGAACUCACAUUUGAACCCUGUCUAGCGGUCCAUUGAUCCGAAGGCAUGGGAGGGAUUUCUAGAUCAUCAGUACUUACUUUUCUCUAUUUAUUUGAUUCUGCUUGAAUUAUACUUUUUGUCCAUGCAACCAAGGCAUCUGUUGGUUACUAUUUAUGCCAAUUCAGUGUGGUAAUUUCGUCAUGUUUUGUAAGCAGCAAAAUUAAUCAAUUAAUCCAGUUUAGCUGGGAUCAGAAACUGAAAGGUUCUAGUCAAAAGUCUCUUUUAUCCAAAACGCCCGGGGAACUGACGAAAGAGUUUGUCUUGAUUUUGUUAGGUAGUUGUAACAACAGAUACUUUUUGAGUGUAGUGAUCUUGUGUUUUUCAAAACUUAAGCAAAAGCUUGAAAGUGUGAAAAAUUGUUAUUCUCAGCAGUUUAGCCCGCAAAAUUCUACAUUAAUAUGAGGUUGAAAAAGUCAGGUUUUGUUUUGCCCAUUCGGGUCUUUUCAUUUGAUAUGUUAGGCAUUUUGUUACUUAGGUUGUUAAAAUUAAGUGCCAUUUUGUCCCCUACCAUUGUUUAAACAUCUCUUGUAUAUGAAAUUGAAGUUUGCAUAAAUUUUCUUUACUUUACUUACCAGUCUAUAGUUUUGAUUACCACUAUUGAUGGAAAUCAAAUCAACGAUGAAACUCCUAAGCCAUGUCUCUUGCUUUGCCAUGUUUCAGACUUCCUGUAAAACUUGUAACACACUUGUUCUCAUGUAAAACUUGUGAACGUCAACUUCUUUAAUCUGCAGUGAUUUUUCGUCUCCGUGUGAAGUACAUUCUGUAAAAGUCUCAAGUAAUCAUGUGGAUUUGUUCUUGCUUAAAAAAAGAAAAAGGGAGCAGGGAUUUUGGAACAUCGCAAACAAGAUACAUACGUUGUUUGGGAGUCAAAAUUUAAAAGGAUCUGUGGAAAGCCCUUUAACUUUGGGGAAAAAAUUUUCUGUAACGUAUUGCUAUCUCUUAAAUUUUUUCUACAACCUAAGGAUUUUUGUCUUUUAUCUUCAGGACUGAUGUCUUUUUCAAUGUUUAAGAUUUUAGGGUCAAACUUGCUCCAGAAUCUCCAGAUUUUUUUCCUCCAUGCACUUGUAACAAAUUAAGAAAAAUUUUCAUCCCUGUUACAAGUUGUUAAAUUGAAUAUGGAUAUCAGUUGCAUGAAGAGGAAACAAAUUAUUUUGUUCAUUCUCCUUCCUGAAUAUGUGACCGCAAAUAUGUUUACACCUGAACGUCUCUUGGAGUUCCUCUGAGAUUGGAUAGUUGGAUAUGCUGCGCAAUAGGUAAAAUUAAGACUUUGUCAACUUAUAUGUUGAUUUCAAGAUCAUGAUUCGGUUUUUCUAUCCAUUUUAAGUUCCUAAUUAUUUUAUUCAGAAUAAGCUCUUGAAUGUACUUACCCAGCAGUUUGAUUAUAUGACUGGUUUUACAGUGCUGUCGAGUUGAAUGAGCUGUAGUUUCUGUUUCCUGGCAACGGUAGGAGUACCCGACUGAAGCAAGGUAUUUCAGUUGAAAUUUUCAGGCUGAUUUCCCUUUUAUUAUGUUUUUUUUUUCCUUUUAAAAAAAAGACAAAUCUUUUUGAUUUUAACAUCUUGAGGCUCUGUAUCUCCCAACAGUUUUCAAAACCAAAAUUUUGUCGAUGUAAUUCAUUCAUCUAUUCAUAGUCCAAGAGCUUGAUGUCAUUCAGUGACAAAUUUGUGGCACAAGUUUUGACCACUUAAAAAGAUAGUCUCACAUGUACUGACAUGGAAACUGGUCGUCUGCCAUGUUGUAGCGUGUACAACGGUACAAGCAGACAACCAUUUUCCGCGUCAGUGCAGAUUUAAGUGGUCAAAACUUGUGUCAUGAUUGUAUCACCUAAUAUCGUCUGGCUCUCGGACUAUCAAUAUUUUUCUCAUUUCAUUUUAAAAUUAUUUUGACUCAUUUUCACUCCCCUUUUAUGGUUAAAAAUACAUAUUUUUAAAUGUGUAUACUUCAAGGGAUAACUUAAGGUGAUUACUAAAAUUUUUAUUAGAUGUAUUGUAUUGAGGAUCAUUGUUGCAUAGAAUGCCGGAACUUUACAUUUCCUGAAAUUACUAUUUUGUUUACAAAUGUUUUAUUUGGCUCAUAACAAAAUGAAAAAAUAAUGAAUCUUUUCGGAACAGUUCAAAAUAGAUUGUUUCUGUUAUUCAACAGGCCAUUGAAACUUAUCUGUUGUCACUCUGAUGAACUGUCACGGAAAGGUUUUUAUUUUACAUUUUUACCUCAUUGUUCCCUUUUUUAAACUUUAAAAGUUUGCAAUAUUUGAAAAAAAAUUAACAAACUUGUUUGUAAUUGGACGUAUUUCUGUCAAACGGAACUAUGAGAAUUGUGACAUGAGCCCUGUUAUGCAUCUAUUCUUAUGGGUCUCAGGGCUCAUGUGUUAACACACAUAGUUCCGUUUGGCAGAAAUACAUCCAAUUGAUUGUUGACCUUCAUGAUCAAAUUAAAACUGUACUGAGUUUAGGUUCUUCUAUUUAUGUUUAUUUUUUAUUCCCUUGUAAAUAUUCAUCGAUGAGGAAUAUUAAAAAAUAAAUUUAGUUUUCUAGUUAA
Molecule: messenger RNA, 6261 nt
Organism: Bemisia tabaci
Lineage: Eukaryota; Metazoa; Arthropoda; Insecta; Hemiptera; Aleyrodidae
Molecular function (GO): protein binding
Source: RefSeq, a predicted model, not a curated record